Molecule: messenger RNA, 2357 nt
Organism: Pongo pygmaeus (Bornean orangutan)
Lineage: Eukaryota; Metazoa; Chordata; Mammalia; Primates; Hominidae
Gene: IDUA
Product: alpha-L-iduronidase
Exons: 12
Coding region: 76-2244 (722 amino acids)
Biological process (GO): carbohydrate metabolic process
Molecular function (GO): protein binding; L-iduronidase activity
Source: RefSeq, a predicted model, not a curated record
CGCGCCCAGACUCCGACCCGGAGGCGGAACCGGCAGUGCAGCCCGAAGCCCCGAAGUCCCCGAGCACGCCCGGCCAUGCGUCCCCUGCGCCCCCGCGCCGCGCUGCUCGCGCUCCUGGCCUCGCUCCUGGCCGCGCCCCCGGUGGCCCCGGCCGAGGCCCCGCACCUGGUGCAGGUGGACGCGGCCCGCGCGCUGUGGCCCCUGCGGCGCUUCUGGAGGAGCACAGGCUUCUGUCCCCCGCUGCCACACAGCCAGGCUGACCAGUACGUCCUCAGCUGGGACCAGCAGCUCAACCUCGCCUAUGUGGGCGCCGUCCCUCACCGCGGCAUCGAGCAGGUCCGGACCCACUGGCUGCUGGAGCUUGUCACCACCAGGGGGUCCACUGGACGGGGCCUGAGCUACAACUUCACCCACCUGGACGGGUACCUGGACCUUCUCAGGGAGAACCAGCUCCUCCCAGGGUUUGAGCUGAUGGGCAGCGCUUCGGGCCACUUCACCGACUUUGAGGACAAGCAGCAGGUGUUUGAGUGGAAGGACUUGGUCUCCAGCCUGGCCAGGAGAUACAUCGGUAGGUACGGACUGGCGCAUGUUUCCAAGUGGAACUUCGAGACGUGGAACGAGCCGGACCACCACGACUUUGACAACGUCUCCAUGACCAUGCAAGGCUUCCUGAACUACUACGAUGCCUGCUCCGAGGGUCUGCGCGCCGCCAGCCCCGCCCUGCGGCUGGGAGGCCCCGGUGACUCCUUCCACACCCCACCGCGAUCCCCGCUGAGCUGGGGUCUCCUGCGCCACUGCCACGACGGUACCAACUUCUUCACCGGGGAGGCGGGCGUGCGGCUGGACUACAUCUCCCUCCACAGGAAGGUGCGCCCUGCCCCUCCGUCCGCCCCGGGGUUCUGCGCCCUCGGCCGCGGUGCCCCGGGCCGCGCUGACCCUGGUGGUGCUGAGGCGGCCCCGCCCGCAGGGUGCGCGCAGCUCCAUCUCCAUCCUGGAGCAGGAGAAGGCCGUCGCGCAGCAGAUCCGGCAGCUCUUCCCCAAGUUCGCGGACACCCCCAUUUACAACGACGAGGCGGACCCGCUGGUGGGCUGGUCCCUGCCCCAGCCGUGGAGGGCCGACGUGACCUACGCGGCCAUGGUGGUGAAGGUGGGCCGGCCCAAUGCCCUGCGCGCCCCCCAGCCACCUUCCUCCCGGGAUGGGACAGGCGAGCGGUGGCCGCGCCACGCAGUCCCAGCCGCCCUGGACACCCGCAGGUCAUCGCGCAGCAUCAGAAUCUGCUACUGGCCAACACCAGCUCCGCCUUCCCCUACGCGCUCCUGAGCAACGACAACGCCUUCCUGAGCUACCAUCCGCACCCUUUCGCGCAGCGCACGCUCACCGCGCGCUUCCAGGUCAACAACACCCGCCCGCCGCACGUGCAGCUGCUGCGCAAGCCGGUGCUCACCGCCAUGGGGCUGCUGGCGCUGCUGGAUGAGGAGCAGCUCUGGGCCGAGGUGUCGCGGGCCGGGACGGUCCUGGACAGCAACCACACGGUGGGCAUCCUGGCCAGCGCCCACCGCCCCCAGGGCCCGGCCGACGCCUGGCGCGCCGCGGUGCUGAUCUACGCGAGCGACGACACCCGCGCCCACCCCAACCGCAGCAUCGCGGUGACCCUGAGGCUGCGCGGGGUGCCCCCCGGCCCGGGCCUGGUCUACGUCACGCGCUACCUGGACAAUCGGCUCUGCAGCCCCGACGGCGAGUGGCGGCGCCUGGGCCGGCCCGUCUUCCCCUCGGCGGAGCAGUUCCGGCGCAUGCGCGCGGCUGAGGACCCGGUGGCCGCGGCGCCGCGCCCCUUACCCGCCGGCGGCCGCCUGACCCUGCGCCCCGCGCUGCGGCUGCCGUCGCUUUUGCUGGUGCACGUGUGCGCGCGCCCCGAGAAGCCGCCCGGGCAGGUCACGCGGCUCCGCGCCCUGCCCCUGACCCAAGGGCAGCUGGUUCUGGUCUGGUCGGAUGAACACGUGGGCUCCAAGUGCCUGUGGACAUACGAGAUCCAGUUCUCUCAGGACGGUAAGCCGUACAUUUCGGUCAGCAGGAAGCCAUCGACCUUCAACCUCUUUGUGUUCAGCCCAGACACAGGUGCUGUCUCUGGCUCCUACCGAGUUCGAGCCCUGGACUACUGGGCCCGACCAGGCCCCUUCUCCGACCCUGUGCCGUACCUGGAGUUCCCUGCGCCAAGAGGGCCCCCAUCCCCGGGCAAUCCAUGAGCCUGUGCUGAGCCCCAGUGGGCUGCACCUCCACCGGCAGUCAGCAAGCUGCGGCUGCACUGUGCCCACGCUGCCCUCCCAUCACCCCCUUUGCAAUAUAUUUUUAUAUUUUA